Molecule: messenger RNA, 2201 nt
Organism: Microdochium trichocladiopsis
Lineage: Eukaryota; Fungi; Ascomycota; Sordariomycetes; Xylariales; Microdochiaceae
Exons: 9
Coding region: 136-1983 (615 amino acids)
Source: RefSeq, a predicted model, not a curated record
CAAGCUCGCGCAGGUCGACUGGCUGUUACCUAACCUUUUGCCGGUAACGUUAGAGACGGAGAACUUGGCAGAUAAUCUGUGCACCAGAACGCUGUUUGCCUCUUCCGACGCUGCCGCGGGACUCGUUCGCCGAAGAUGCCGUCCAAAAUCGCCAAGGCCGGGGACUCGGCUGCCCCGACCGCUGGGAAUGUCUCUGUGGCCGUCAUGCCGAGCAUUCCUCUGAUGGCUACGCCGGUCCUGCCAUUGGACAAGAUCAGGGCUUUGCAGCCGAUGCCCGACAUGACGGAGGAGGACGAACUCCAGGAUAUCGAGACCGUAGAUCGGCGCUCUGAAGCAGAUCUGGUCCCAGUGUUCCAAAAGCGUGCAGCGGCAAGCAUUCUCGAGGUCUUUUAUGACUUAUGGGUUACCGCCAACUUGGGUAUCUUUAUGAAGGUGCACGAUGUGGGCAACUCGGCUCAGUUAUGGUCAUACAUUGGAUACAUUAGUAUUGUCUGGUUCAACCGGUUCAUCUUGUUGUGCUUCGAAGUGCGCUACGCUACCGACAGUAUCUUCGAAAGAUUCGCGCUCACGUUACAUCUUGGUGUGCUGGUCGGCUUCACCGUCGUCGCUCCCAAGUAUGAUCCAGAACAUCAGGUCAAGAGUGCCUGGCAGAGCAUGUCGUUGAUCCUGAUGGCGUCGAGGCUUGUGCUUGCAGUGGAAUAUGCCACAGUCCUGUGGCACAUCCGGAAAUUCAAGCAGGGCAAGCUUCCUUUGCUCGUCGUUCUUGCCUCGCAUUUAGUAGCAGCCAGCAUCUACCUUGGGGUCUCCUUCACCUUCCAUGACAGCAGCAAUAGUCAGGCUUACAAUGCUUUUUAUGUCGUCAUGGCUUUCGAGGCCGUUGUCCAGCUUGGCCUGUCGUAUGUCUACAGCGUCCUAUCUUUCGAGGGCACGCAUCUGGCGGAACGCAUGUCUUUCUUGACGAUGUUCAUCCUUGGUCAAGGUGCUAUGGUUAUUAUGGAUAGUGUCGUGAACGUCGUCAAGAAUAAUGGAUGGUCUUCCUCUAUUAUCGGUGUUCUAAUCUCCGGCGUCGUUACUGUCUACUUUGUCUUCAUGCUUUACAAGGACUGGACAGUUGGCUUUGCGAAAUUGGUAGACUGGCAGCAGCUCGUCUGGUCGAUCUUACACUACCCUUUCCACGUAUUUUUACUGCUCUUCAUCAAAGGAAGCACACAGUUCCUGCUCUGGUGGAAAGUCACUGAAGUCGAGGACAGCAUUACGUACAAGUUCGAUCACGCCUUUGAUGCUCUGGACGUUCCAUACGUUACCAGUGCAGAUGUCGUCGCUUCGCUGAACCAGACGAUCCAAGAGGUGUGGCAAGAGUACAAACCUGUGUGGAGUACAGUGGAAGACGAGAUUGCCGAUUGGCUCGGCCAGGUCAACACCAUUCCCGACGCAAUGUGGAACGACGCGGAUCCAACUACUGAUCCCCACUGGAGCACAUUCUCGAAUGCCAUAAACUACCUCCGAAUUGCAGUUGUCAAUAGCGUCUUUGGCAAUUUCGGGAUUGACGCGAUCCAGGGGCUCUUCAGUUCGGGGCAGCUGGAAAGCCUUAGCUUGGAUGACGCGAACCAGAAGGCAUAUGAUAAUACGACUGAACAGUUUUACUUGGUGUUCCAGUACGUGUUUGCCUGCGCGGGCAUGGCCCUGAUCACCAUGACGCUCCUCUACAUUCUUAUCAAACGCAAACCAACUUCGCACCGGAACGCCGUCUACUUCUACGUCCGAACGGCCGUAUUUUUCCUCCUGGGUAUUGGCCUCAGCUUGGUGACCCUGGUCAGUCUUGACGACAACAAGACGAGCAACUUCCUGUUCACCCCAUGGAUGCUUCCGACGCUCUGCUUUGUUUUCCUGUUCGUCAUUAUCUUGACGCACGUGGAAAGCCCAUCGAAAAUUGUUUUCUUUCCUCCCUUGUCCAAACCUGUCACAGCAUAUACCCAAGCCUGACCGCAUUGCACCGAACCCACGGCGACAAUCGCGCGAGGCGUCCGUUACGGUGAUCGCAAGGCCCCCAGCAAAGACUCCUCUUGCAGGGUAGGUGUAUUGCUGCUGCAUGGAUCAUCUAGGAGAUUGCAAAAAGGCGCUGAAAGGGGAUCAUAUAGAUGGGAAUGUGAAUUUUAGCCGUUACCUUGGCUUCUGCUAGACAAGCUUUGCUAACGCUGAUG